Molecule: messenger RNA, 2047 nt
Organism: Parasteatoda tepidariorum (common house spider)
Lineage: Eukaryota; Metazoa; Arthropoda; Arachnida; Araneae; Theridiidae
Gene: TM9SF4
Product: transmembrane 9 superfamily protein member 4
Biological process (GO): protein localization to membrane
Cellular component (GO): membrane
Source: RefSeq, a predicted model, not a curated record
UCCUCAUUGGUCAGUUAAAGUUGGAAUGAUGUCAUACCUCUUAGUUUCAACCAAUCCUGUAUCAGAAUAUUCUCGUUCUCUAUAAGUUAGUGCAAUGUUUACAAAUCUUAAAAUGAGAAUUUCAUAAAAAAUUUGAUUUUUCAUUCUAACUUAGGAUUUGUGAGAAAAUGUGGACUAGCUAAGAAUUACUCUUGUUCAUACUUCGUAUGUUGCCUACGUACGAAGGUUGUAAUUUUUAGGUGAUUUUAUUAUUUGAAUAGUACAUCUGCCUGAUUGAAUAACUCAGUAAAAAUGCAUAUAAGAAAUUUACAUAGAAUAAACCAUGUUACUGCCUGCUAUUUUAUUUCUUUGUUCAUCAUCCUGUUUGAAGGAACAAACGGCUUUUAUGUUCCUGGUGUUGCUCCUGUUGAAUUCAGGAAGGGAGAUAGCAUAGAAGUAAAAGCUGUAAAAAUGACUAGUACAUUAACUCAACUUCCUUACGAAUACUAUUCUCUUCCUUUUUGUCGUCCAAAGAAUGGAGCUGUUGUUUAUAAAUCUGAAAAUUUAGGUGAAGUUUUAAGAGGGGAUCGAAUUGUUAAUACGCCUUAUGAAGUAAUAAUGGCUGUAGAUCAGUCAUGUCGUGUGUUAUGCAAUGAUCCAAAAACUCCACUUAAUUGGUCUGUUCCAGAAUCAAAAUUAGUUGCCAACCGUAUUCAGCAUCAAUAUUAUGUUCACUUACUAAUUGAUAAUCUUCCUUGUGCUACAAGAUUUGAUUACAAUGAUGGAUUACCACAGUAUGAGCAUGGUUAUAGAUUAGGUUUUGUUGAAAAAGGAGUACCUUAUAUUAAUAAUCAUUUGAAGAUCACUUUGAAGUACCAUUCUCAGCCAGGUGAAAACUACAGAGUUGUUGGCUUUGAAGUAGAAACAAAGAGUAUUGAUUAUUCAAGCUUAGAGUUUGCUGGCAAUACAUGCUCAUAUCCCGAAUCUCAUAAAAAACAAGCUGUUAAUAUAAAUGGAUCGACAAAAUUAUAUUUCACUUAUGAAAUAAGCUGGGAGGAAAGUAAUGUACGAUGGGCAUCAAGAUGGGAUAUAUAUCUUGCUAUGUCUGAUGUUCAAAUUCAUUGGUUUUCUACAAUUAAUUCUGUGGUGGUUGUAUUUUUCUUAUCAGGCAUACUCACUAUGAUUAUAGUGAGAACUCUUCGUCGAGAUAUUGCCAAAUAUAAUAGAAAUGAAGAUAUGGAAGAUACAAUGGAGGAAACUGGAUGGAAAUUAGUUCAUGGUGAUGUAUUCAGACCUCCUCGCUACCCAAAACUUUUUGCUGCAGUCAUUGGCAGUGGAAUACAAAUUUUCUUAAUGACUUUUAUUACAAUGUUUUUUGCAAUGCUUGGAAUGCUUUCACCUGCAUCUCGAGGAGCUUUAAUGACAGUAGCAAUUUUCCUUUAUGUUUUCAUGGGCUGUGUUUCUGGAUAUUUUUCUGCUCGCUUGUAUAAAACUCUAAGAGGUAUUCAGUGGAAGAAAGCUGCUCUUUAUACUGCUUUGUUAUAUCCAGGAAUUGUGUUUGGAACAGGCUUUGUUUUGAAUUUUUUUAUUUGGGGAAAACAAUCCUCUGGUGCUGAUUAUCAUUGGUGGUGGAGAUCCAUUAUGGUGUCAGGUGGAUCUGCAUUAUAUGUUUUUGCCUAUUCUGUAUUCUACUUCCUUACUAAGCUGGAAAUAACCGAGUUCAUUCCAACACUGUUGUAUUUUGGUUACACUGGUUUGAUGGUACUAACCUUCUGGAUUUUGACAGGAACAAUUGGAUUCUAUGCAGCCUAUUUUUUCAUUCGAAAAAUAUAUGGUGCUGUGAAAAUUGACUAAUUUUUUGAGAUAUCAAUUAAUAUUUAACUACACUUAACCUUGAAAGUGAAACAGCUGAAAGAACAAUAUUCAUAAACACCCUGGAACAUUCAACAAAUAGCAAUUAAUAAACAUUAUUACAUUGUAAAUAGUCCCUUUUUAUGUCUAGUGAUAUUUGUGUUUUGGUAAAGAUUUCUAUUUAUAGUUUCUCGUAUAAUAAAAUGAUUAUAUUUUC